CAACAAAUAAGAAGAGUUAAGACAGAAACACUAGCAAAUUCCCAUCCAUUGUAAAAGUAGAAGAAAGGUGUGUUUGACAUAAAAGGCAGAGAAAAUAAAGAAGAUAAGAGAGAAAAGAAGGUGUCUCUCGAAGUUUUGAGAGUUUGGGUGGGUCAGAUUGUGAAGGAGGGUGAUUUGAGUAGCCAUUGUUGGUUUCUUUCAAGUGAUGUUGAUACCUUAAAAACCUUGUUCAGCUGAUUGGAUUGUGAAUGGUAGAGACCAAUAAGCAGAAGCCCCAGAAAGAGCUUCACUCGCUGUUCAAGGGCUAAAGAGUUCUGCUUUAAUUGGUUCUCUCUGAGAAGCUAUUUGGUUUGUUUGUGGAUUUCCAUAAUCUAUCUCAUCUAGCAAAGAUAAACUAGACUUUUCGUGAAAGUGGACUGACGUAGUGGGCCGUGUUGUGUAGAGAAGCACUAUUUUAUAGUUGUGUAGAGAAGCACAGCUUCAGGUUCAACAUGUCUGCUACCUUGCUAUGGGUUGUUUCCCCCAGUUCUGAGGUCCCCAAUAGCUUUGGGUUCUUGGAAUCUGUUCGAGAAGGAAACCAAUUAUUAAAUUCACAGAGGUUCAGUGCUCGGGAUCGGAAGUUGAUAGGUAGUAGCAGACUCAAGAAGAGUAGGAUACCUAGGUGGAAUACCAGCUCUCUUAAUGCAGAUCUUAGGUAUUCUUGCUCGACUGAGUCGGGGUUAGAAAAUGGUGGCAAAUUCUCUGUAGUGUCAAGUGUGGUAGCAAACCCAGCUGCAGAAAUAAGAGUCUCAUCAGAGCAGAAGGUUUACGAUGUGGUGUUGAAGCAGGCCGCCUUGGUUAACAGGCAGUUGAGAUCUAAAGUCAAUUUGGAAGUGAAACCUGAUAUUGUUCUUCCGGGGACUCUGAGCUUAUUGAGUGAAGCUUAUGAUCGUUGUGGCGAAGUCUGUGCAGAGUAUGCCAAGACAUUUUACUUGGGAACACUGCUAAUGACUGCUGAGAGGAGAAGAGCUAUCUGGGCAAUAUAUGUGUGGUGUAGGAGAACAGAUGAGCUUGUUGAUGGCCCUAACGCAUCACAUAUAACUCCAACCGCUUUGGAUAGGUGGGAGGCAAGGCUGGAAGAUGUUUUUGGAGGACGCCCUUUUGAUAUGCUAGAUGCUGCUUUAUCAGACACAGUUGCCAAGUUUCCUGUUGAUAUUCAGCCAUUCAGAGAUAUGAUUGAAGGAAUGAGGAUGGACCUUAGGAAGUCCAGAUAUAUUAACUUUGAUGAGCUAUAUCUCUAUUGUUAUUAUGUGGCAGGCACGGUUGGAUUGAUGAGUGUUCCAGUGAUGGGCAUUGCACCUGAAUCACAUGCUACAACAGAGAGUGUUUAUAAUGCUGCUUUGGCAUUAGGGAUUGCAAAUCAAUUGACAAACAUACUCAGGGAUGUUGGAGAAGAUGCUAGGAGAGGAAGGAUCUACCUACCACAAGAUGAACUUGCUCAGGCAGAUCUUUCAGAUGAAGACAUAUUUGCAGGAAAAGUAACAGAUAAAUGGAGGAACUUCAUGAAGAAGCAAAUCAAGAGGGCAAGGACGUUCUUUGAUGAGGCCGAGAAAGGAGUCACAGAGCUCAGCUCAGCUAGCAGAUGGCCAGUGUGGGCAGCAUUGCUGUUGUAUAGACAAAUCUUGGAUGAGAUUGAAGCCAAUGACUACAACAACUUCACCAUGAGGGCUUAUGUAAGCAAACCAAAAAAGAUACUUGCUUUACCAGUUGCAUAUACAAAGUCUCUGGUUUCCCCAUCGAGGUCAUCUCUGGUAAAGGCAUGAAUAGAUCCAUAAUGUAGUUAAAAAAUAUAGGCAAAUGUUGAAUAUUAGAAAUUGUUGUAUUGCAGUGAGAUUUCAUCCGAAAUAAAUAGAAAUAUGCCUAUUUACUUGAGCUUGUGAUUUUAGUUUAACUGCCCAAGUCGUCAUCGUCGCCUGGCGAUUGAGUAUAUUUUUUUUUUCUUAAGAGGUGGUUGGAUGAAUCCAAGUUUUAACUAUU
Ilex paraguariensis (yerba mate) is the source of this 2016-nucleotide messenger RNA. Lineage: Eukaryota; Viridiplantae; Streptophyta; Magnoliopsida; Aquifoliales; Aquifoliaceae. The record is from the annotation of a GenBank genome assembly.